Molecule: messenger RNA, 4681 nt
Organism: Anoplopoma fimbria (sablefish)
Lineage: Eukaryota; Metazoa; Chordata; Actinopteri; Perciformes; Anoplopomatidae
Product: neurabin-1-like
Biological process (GO): calcium-mediated signaling; actin filament organization; neuron projection development
Cellular component (GO): postsynaptic density; dendrite; actin cytoskeleton
Molecular function (GO): actin filament binding
Source: RefSeq, a predicted model, not a curated record
UGACGGUGCUCACAGUCCUUAAACUUCCAAUUUCGAGACUCUUGCUGGGUGAUGGUGAAUCAAUUUCUACAGAUUCCCUGAUGACAAUGAAGUUUCCAUACCAAGAGCCUGCCUUUGUCACCUGCUGUCAUCAAACAAAUGCAGUAUAACUUCUUAAAAUACACUUAAACCUUUUAAACAAAUAUCCCAGCAUAUUCCUUGCCUUAUUGAUACCAUUCCACUGUACCAGCAAAUCCUCGAACAUUAUCUAUCUGCUCAACAUUUUACUUUUAGCUGCUUUAAACUUUGAAAAGCUCGCCCGAGAGUUUUUCUCACUUCAGAGAUCCUCCAUUCCCAGAUGAUGCGGACAGACAGCAAAGGCCGAAGCGCCUCACCUCACAGGAUAACCUAUAAGUCUGACUUCCAUGCCAUCAAAUGUUCAUUUGACACUGCCACUAGUCAACAACCAGGAACCAAAACUGUCUCUGCCCAGCACUCUGCUGUGCCCCCAACCAUGCUGCCAUCCAGUCUGUCAGAUCCCAUAAUUUCCCACACCAGCACCAUUGCCAGCACAGGCAGCAGAGGGAGAGUCCUCAGCACCAGGGGGACAAAGAUCAGAGACAACAUCUUCCUACAAAUGGACAACCAGCAGCUGAAAAAAGAUGGUGGUCCAGUGCAGAGUUCUGGCUCCACACCCCACCUUACUCCCCCCACUCUACAGCUCCAAACUUCUACUUUAUCUGUAUCCAGACGUUCAGUCAUCAGCUCCUCGUCCGUCCUGGGGACUGCGGCCAACAUUUCAUCUACAGAAUCUUCUCUGCAAGACAAAUCAUCCAGAUCAGAAGAGAUAGUGGAUAUUGACAGAGCUGCUCUGGCUCAGAAGUUCUCUGUAACGAGGAGGUUGUUUGAGACCAAGGUGAUGGAGGUUGGAGGUGGUGGAGGGCAGGUUUCAAAAAGUAUUGCUGGCAGCGGAAGCAUGGGGACAGCAGAUGGGAAAGGAGAAGAGGAAGAGAUGGAAAAAGAAGAAGACGAUAGUGGGAAAAGUAAUAACACAGAAGAUGAUAGCUUUGAUAAAGACAAAUCCAUAAACCCCCCCUUCAUAAAUAUUCCCUUGCCAAAGUCUACUGCACAGGCCUCGCUGACAACUCACCAUAAAUCUCCAGUAUCAGAUGGCCCUAGUGAAUCAUCCAACAGAUCUCCCUCCUAUCUUGACAAACAUGGUGAAACCAUGGGAGCACAAACAGAAGAAGAAAGGACAGCAAGCGCAUCCUGUGACCUCUUCUUGACCCCUGAGGUGCCACUGAGGGCAGAACUAGUUGACGUGAAGAACGGGUCAUCAGAAAGUGACGAGAAUGAAGAAGAAAAGGAGCAAAACGAGGAAAAACACUGUCUUAAGCAUGGGGGAAAGUACAGGGACAACGUUGCAGCAGAAACUGUGCAGCAGCUAGUUGAUGAUGUUUUUGAAGAGCACAGCAUGAAAACAUCUGGACCUUAUGUGUUGGAAAACGGAGUUGAACUGAGAACAGGAGAAGGUAGACCAGUUGUGCCCUCAGAGGAACACCAGAAGGAGUUAUCAGCCAGCAUGUCAUGGAAAAGGGAGACCAAGGAUGACAGCAAAGGUGGAAGAGACAAGUAUCAGCAGGUGAAUGAAGAAUGGGAGGGUGAGAGGGAGGGGCAGGACAGACAGUUCUUGGCUGAGAAGUCAACAGAAAAGACUGUUGCAGGAGUGGGAGAAAGUGCUCACAGGGCCGAGAGAGGCAUAAAGCAAGAGGAGGACGAUGACAAGCAAGUGAAGACAUACAGUCAAGACAAGGAAAGAACUGAGAAUGAAGAAGGUUCGACAUCUGAGCUGCAAGAGGAGGUCAAGCAUGAGGAGUGCAGAGAAGGCAGUGAUGGAAAAGAUGAUAAAGGAGGAGGCAAAGAGGACCAGACAGGAGCUGCAGUAAUCGCUGGGAUUGAGAACAAGGCUUUUGUGUAUGCACAGGAAUCCCACUCUCACCCAGAGCAUUUAAGACAGGAAUGGGAAAACUCUAAACAUGACAAUCGGCUCUUAUUGCAAUAUGAAGAAAUUCCUGGUUUGCCUGAAUUGGACGAUCAGGAGGAGGAGGAGGAUGUUGAGGAUGCAGCAGAGGACCAGCAGAAGAGAAAGGUCAGGUUCACCUCAGCACCCAUCAAGGUGUACAGCACUUAUUCGAAUGCAGAGUACGACAGACGCAAUGAAGACAUCGACCCGGUGUCCGCCUCAGCUGAGUUUGAGCUGGAGAAGAGAGUGGACAGGAUGGAUGUCUUUCCAGUGGACAUAGGGAAAGGAGAGGAGGGUCUAGGCAUUAGUAUAAUAGGAAUGGGUGUAGGAGCUGACCAGGGACUAGAAAAACUCGGAAUCUUCGUCAAGACCGUCACUGAAGGAGGAGCAACACAGAAGGAUGGAAGGAUUCAGGUAAAUGACCAGAUAGUGGAGGUGGAUGGGGUGAGUUUGGUUGGAGUCUCCCAGCUGUUUGCAGCCACAGUCCUCAAGAAUACGUCAGGCCUUGUCAAGUUUUUGAUUGGCAGAGAGAAGGAGGGAGUGGAGAGCGAGGUGGAACGACUGAUCAACGAAAGCCUGGAAAUGGAUAGAGCACCCAGAGAGAGAGGAAGAGCAAGCGGGGACGAGGAUAACGAUGGUAGCUUUUCGGAGAAGUCAGUGGAAGAGGAGGAAGAUGAAGAGGACGACGUGUCUGUUAUUUCCAGUCUGGACAAUUACCAGCUCUGCCUCAAAUACCAGCAGCUUCAGUCAAAACUACGAAGCAAAGCAGUCCAACUUCACCAUGCUAGAGAAAAGUUAAAGGCAUGGGAGGAGGAGCAAGUCCAUUGGGAGAGCCACAAGAUUGAGCUGGAGGAAAGAGUGGAGGAUGGAGAGGAGAAAGCUGAGAAACUAGAGAAGUAUUGGCAGGAGGCCCAGACACUGUGCAGGGUUGUGAGCCAGCGACUGGCUGAUGCCCAGAGCCAAUCAGAAAGCAUCGAGAUCAAAUACAGCAAAGCCAAGAGACUGAUCAGAGAAUACCACAACAGAGAGGAGGAAAGCGAGAAGAGAGAAGCAGAUUUGAGAGGAGAAAUGGUGGAGAGAGAGAAGCUACACAGAGAGACAGUUGAAAGACUGCAAAUCCAGAUAGCACAGCUAGAGGGAAAAGAGGCUGCACCUGAGAGAAAGAACCACUCUGUGGACACUUCAGUCACAGAUCCAGACUGGUCUAUUCCAGUUCCUGAUACGGGACUUCUAGACUCCAGCGCUCACAAAGCCAGAGCUCAGCUGGCGCAGAAAUCCAAGCGCCACCCGCCCUCUCGAGACAAACUCAGAGAGAGCUUCAGAAGACAGGAAUUUGAAGUUCAGAAACCACAGGAGAGCCAACCCCUGUCUGCUCCCACAGCGAUGCAAAGGGGCAGCAGAAGUGACGUGUCCAGUACCUCGUCUUUCUCAGCCCUCAGCCCUCAACCUCCCAACAUCUCCGUCUUCACUCCUCCCAUCUACAUCACUGACACGGUCACUCCCUCACCAUGCAAAUCCUCCGCAUCCAGAAAGUCCAAAAAGAAAUUUCCCGACUUCAGUGGCCUUCGCAAGUCUCUUAGCAAAAGGAGAAGUGAGAAACACUGCAAAAGGGCCAUGAACAACAGGGGUUCGUAUGGUGACCUGGUGGAUGAGCCCGCUGAAGUAUCUCCGUCAGGUUCAAUAACCUCCAUGCCUUCUUGCCUGCCCUUCCCCUGGUUUGGAGAGCGAGUGAGAGAAAAAGCAGUGGACAGUGAGAGAGGCAGGGAGAGACUUCGGUCUGUGUCCAGCAGCAGCUUACCGUACCUGACCACAACAGGUAGAAGAGACCAGACAUUGGACAAUGAACCAGUUCCCAGCAAUAACAACAACCAGUGGCAAAGCCGACCCGUAAUGGAGUGGGACAACCAGCAGGUGUGUCUGUGGUUAAUUGCCAUGAACAUGGACGAGUACGCGUCUGAGUUCGCUGCCAGAGGUGUGGAUGGGACACAGCUUCUCAACAUGGACAGUGAGAAACUCAAGGCUCUGGGGGUGUGCAAUCAAAGCGACCGGUCUGCCCUCAAGAGGAAGCUGAAGGAGAUAAAGAAAAGCGAGGAAAAAGGACAGAGGAAAGGAGAGAAGAGGCUGGAAGAGAAGAACCCAGUUUUGGAUCAGGAGGGUGAUGACAAAGAGAAAGCUAGGACGCUGAUGAUGGAGAAGUCUUUAAAAGAUGCCAGAGGCUGCAGAAAAAAUUUAAGAACUGAGUCCCUCUUAUAAAAGGAAAGAGAGGUGAUGUCGGAGAUACACCACCAGCAUGAGGGCGUGUUUGCAGCCUAACGUGCACAAUAGUACACUUAAACCAAUGUCUGUCUACUCAAUAGAAACCGCUAGAUGUACUGCACACAACCUCCAUUGUUCACAUCUUAAUAGCUGUCAUUUAUGAUGCACAACAUUGGUUGGUAUUAAUUGAUAGAAUGACCUUUGGAGCAGAGAUGUACUCCAGCACCAAAGUUCACACUUAAAUAUGUCUGUAAAGUGUGUGUGUGUGUGUGUGUGACAAACAACUGUUUUACAGUGAUGUUUAUUUUUUAUCAUGAACCUUAAAUUAUCCUGAGAAUGAUUUUAAUAUUUAAAGAUGUGCUGCUUUUACGCACUCAGGUAUUUGCUGUAAAUGCUUUUUUUAUGUAUUAAUAAAUAACUCUU